UAAACCCAUCCUCCCAAAAUCAUGAACAAGAAACUCAGAACCUGCUCCUCCAUGUAGUAGUAGGAGUUGAAAAAUCCAUCAAUGGAUCUCAUCAUUUCACACAGCCCAAACCCACUUUUUGUUUCCUCAUCACCAUUUCCCUCAACCUCUCAAAAUCCCACCUUUUUAACGUUUGCCGCACCCUACUCCCGUCGCAGAAAGCUCAAGUUUCGAGCUUCAGCGAGCGCAGACCCAAAUGGCGCUGGUGCGUCUUCUUGGUUCCAACCGUUGCAACGCGCUUCGAGGCGGUUUUGGGUGAAAUUUGGGGAUUUGGUGAAGAAGGAGACGGGUGUUGACUUGGAGGAUGGUGCUGUGAAGUUGGGUGAGUUUGUGGAUGGUGUGAAGUAUAAUGGAGAUGAAUUUGGAAGGAUUGGGACUCGUUCGGUGACUCAGUUUGUCGAUUGGAACCGGUUGGAGCGUUGGAAGGAUCUCAAGAACUGGGAACCUAAGAGAAUUGGUGCAUUAGUUCUUUAUAUCCUUGUUGUGGCAUUUGCUUGUAGAGGAGUAUAUGUAGCAAUUCAAGCACCUUACCUAAAUCGCCAAAGAAAAGAAUUGACUGAAGCUUACAUGGAAGCUUUGAUUCCUGAGCCGUCUCCCAGUAAUAUUAGAAGAUUUGAGAAGGGUAUGUGGAAGAGGACAAUGCCGAAAGGCCUGAAAAUGAAAAAGCUAAUCGAAAGGCCUGAUGGAACACUUGUUCAUGAUACUACAUAUGUUGGGGAGGAUGCAUGGGAGGAUGAUCAAGAAACUCCUGAAGAACAUGUAAAGCAAAUUAUAAAGGAUGAUGAAAGAUUAAACAGACAAGAGAAGAAAGAACUAACCAAAGACUUGGGCAUUUCAGGUGAAGUUCAAAUUGAGGGUACAUGGCGUGAGAGACUUCAUAAAUGGAAGGAGAUCCUUAGAAAAGAACGCCUUGUUGAGCAACUGGAUUCCUUAAAUGCCAAAUAUGUAGUUGAGUUUGACAUGAAAGAGGUUGAAAAUAGUCUUCGCAAGGAUGUGGCAGAAAAGGCGACAGCCACUCCGGGAACAAGGGGUCUGUGGAUAGCUAAGAGAUGGUGGCGCUAUCGUCCUAAACUUCCUUACAAUUAUUUUCUUGAAAAACUUGAUAGUUCUGAGGUAGCAGCUGUUGUCUUUACUGAAGACUUGAAAAGAUUGUACGUGACAAUGAAAGAAGGUUUCCCUUUGGAGUAUGUUGUUGAUAUUCCUCUUGAUCCACAUAUGUUUGAGAUUAUUACAAGUUCUGGAGUUGAAGUAGAUCUCCUUCAGAAGCAACAGAUCCAUUAUUUUAUGAAGGUUGUGAUGGCAUUAUUACCUGGAAUACUAAUUCUCUGGCUUAUAAGGGAGUCUAUGACACUUCUACUCAUCACUUCCAAACGCUUUCUUUACAAGAAGUAUAAUCAACUCUAUGAUAUGGCUCAUGCAGAAAAUUUUAUCAUGCCAGUUGGAGAUGUUGGUGAAACAAAAUCUAUGUACAAGGAAGUUGUGUUGGGGGGUGACGUUUGGGAUCUUCUUGACGAGUUGAUGAUCUAUAUGGGAAAUCCUAUGCAGUUCUAUGAAAAGGAUGUGAAUUUUGUUCGGGGUGUUCUACUCUCUGGACCUCCAGGAACAGGAAAAACUCUUUUUGCCAGGACACUUGCAAAAGAAAGUGGACUGCCUUUUGUUUUUGCUUCUGGUGCUGAGUUCACAGAUAGUGAAAAAAGUGGAGCUGCCAGAAUUAAUGAGAUGUUUUCCACUGCCAGGAGAAAUGCACCUUGUUUUGUAUUUGUAGAUGAAAUAGACGCCAUUGCUGGAAGACAUGCUAGGAACGAUCCACGUAGAAGGGCAACUUUUGAGGCUCUUAUUACACAGCUUGACGGGGAGAAGGAAAAAACUGGUGUUGACCGUCAUUCCCUCAGACAAGCUAUCAUAUUCAUCUGUGCCACAAACAGGCCUGAUGAAUUAGAUCUUGAAUUUGUUCGACCUGGACGUAUUGAUCGUCGUCUAUACAUAGGUUUGCCUGAUGCGAAGCAAAGAGUCCAAAUUUUUGGUGUGCAUAGUUCUGGAAAGCAACUUGCAGAGGAUGUGAAUUUCGAAAAGCUUGUGUUCCGUACUGUUGGAUUCUCUGGAGCGGAUAUAAGAAACCUUGUCAAUGAAGCUGCAAUAAUGUCGGUGAGAAAAGGGCAUUCCAAAAUUUUCCAGCAAGACCUUAUAGAUGUACUAGAUAAACAAUUGCUUGAGGGUAUGGGAGUCCUUCUCACUGAGGAGGAGCAGCAGAAAUGUGAAGAAAGCGUAUCUUUUGAAAAGAAGAGACUGCUUGCUGUUCAUGAAGCUGGUCAUGUUGUGCUAGCGCACUUAUUUCCUCGGUUUGACUGGCAUGCAUUUUCGCAGCUCCUACCCGGUGGUAAGGAAACUGCAAUAUCUGUAUUCUAUCCUCGAGAAGAUAUGGUAGACCAAGGUUAUACCACAUUUGGUUACAUGAUGAUGCAAAUGGUAGUGGCUCAUGGUGGUCGAUGUGCUGAACGUCUUGUAUUUGGCGAUGAUAUAACUGAUGGAGGAAGAGACGAUCUAGAAAAGAUAACAAAGAUUGCUAGGGAGAUGGUAAUCAGUCCUCAAAAUUCAAGGUUGGGGUUAAUAGCUUUAACAAAAAGGAUUGGCUUAGUUGAUCGACCAGACAGUUCAGAUGGCGAGAUGAUAAGAUAUAGAUGGGAUGACCCUCAAGUGAUUCCUGCUAAUAUGACACUUGAGGUAUCUGAGCUCUUUACGCGGGAGUUGACAAGGUAUAUUGAAGAAACUGAAGAACUUGCAAUGAAUGCUUUGAGGGAUAAUAGGCAUAUCCUGGACUUGGUUACAAGGGAGCUAUUGGAGAGGUCAAGAAUAACUGGAUUGGAGGUUGAAGAAAAAUUGAAGGGACUAUCGCCAGUAAUGUUUGAGGACUUUAUAAAGCCAUUCCAGAUAGACUUAGAUGAGGAUGGGCCACUUCCGCAUAAUGAUCGUGUACGGUAUCAGACACCGAACCUGUAUCCUGCUCCUCUCCAUAGAUGUUGAUACUCAGUCAGAUCCUUAUACCACACAAGCUCACAUCCUAACAAUUCUUACUGGGACAGAUAAAUGAGUUAUGGUAGCGUUACCUUCUCCAUAGAAAGUCAACCACUUACCUAAACAUUGAUGGUCUUACUUAGCCAAUAGUCUGAAUUUUGUAUUUUAUAUUUUUUCAGUUUUGUAUUGUAAAUUUUAAAUUCUUCAUAGUUGUCACUUGUCAUUAGUUUUUCACCAUGUAUUAUAUAUAUAUAUAUAUAUAUAUAUAUAUAUAUGUACAAUUUUGUACUCAUUUAAAUUAAUGAAUUACAAAUCCAUUUUCUUUC
This is a messenger RNA of Lotus japonicus, 3377 nucleotides long. RefSeq names its product ATP-dependent zinc metalloprotease FTSH 12, chloroplastic. The coding region runs from base 82 to 3060 and encodes 992 amino acids. NCBI's taxonomy places the organism in Eukaryota, Viridiplantae, Streptophyta, Magnoliopsida, Fabales, Fabaceae. The record is from RefSeq and is a predicted model, not a curated record. The transcript has 19 exons. Gene Ontology annotation, biological process: embryo development ending in seed dormancy; mitochondrial protein processing; protein-containing complex assembly. Gene Ontology annotation, cellular component: chloroplast thylakoid membrane; m-AAA complex. Gene Ontology annotation, molecular function: ATP-dependent peptidase activity; ATP hydrolysis activity; metalloendopeptidase activity.